AUGGCGACAAGCCCCCGGCCAGGACCUACGGACAUCCUGCUCUCCUCCCCCUCCAACACCUACCAGCCGGACUCCAUGAGCCAGCAGAGAGCCAGCCACGCCAGCAUGAAGCCUAACCAAGUGGGCCAGGUGAUUUUGUACGGGAUCCCCAUCGUGUCUUUGGUGAUCGACGGCCAGGAGCGGCUGUGCCUGGCGCAGAUCUCCAACACCCUGCUGAAGAACUUCAGCUACAACGAGAUCCACAACAGGAGGGUGGCGCUGGGCAUCACCUGCGUGCAGUGCACCCCGGUGCAGCUGGAGAUCCUGCGGCGGGCCGGGGCCAUGCCCAUCUCUUCCCGCCGCUGCGGCAUGAUCACCAAGCGGGAGGCGGAGCGGCUCUGCAAGUCCUUCCUGGGGGAGAACCGGCCCCCUAAGCUGCCGGACAACUUCGCCUUCGACGUGUCUCACGAGUGCGCCUGGGGCUGCCGGGGCAGCUUCAUCCCGGCCCGUUACAACAGCUCCCGGGCCAAGUGCAUCAAGUGCAGCUACUGCAGCAUGUACUUCUCGCCCAACAAGUUCAUCUUCCACUCCCACCGCACGCCGGAGGCCAAGUACACGCAGCCCGACGCCGCCAACUUCAACUCCUGGCGCCGCCACCUCAAGCUGACGGACAAGACCCCCCAGGACGAGCUGGUCUUCGCCUGGGAGGACGUCAAGGCCAUGUUCAACGGCGGGAGCCGCAAGCGGGCCCUGCCGUCCGCCCCGUCCCAGCCCGGCGCGGCGGCGGCCGCCCAGUGCCACCCGCUGGGCUCGGUCAAGGCGGCGGCCGCGGUGGUGGGCGGCGGGCUGCUGAGCCCGCACCUGCUGGGGGCGCCGCCGCCGGAGCUGCAGCAGAAGCGGGCGCGCUUCGAGGAGGACGAGGAGCUGGAGGGCGGCGGCAAGAGCCAGCGGAGCUACCCGGUCAUCCCGGUGCCCAGCAAGGGCUCCUUCGGCGGCGUGCUGCACAAGCUGCCCGGCUGCGGCGGCCUCUUCCCGCACCCCUACGGCUUCCCCGCCGCCGCCUUCAGCCUCUGCCACAAGAAGGAGGAGGGCGCGGCGGGCGAGGCGCACAAGGCGGCCGGCGGCCUCUCGGGCCUCUUCUGGCCCGGCCGCAAGGAAGCCGCCUUCUACCCGCCCUUCUGCAUGUUCUGGCCGCCCCGCGCCCCCGGCGGCCUGCCGGUGCCCACCUACCUGCAGCCGCCGCCGCAGCCGCCCAGCGCCCUCAGCUGCUCCCUGGGCGACAGCCCCAGCCUGCUGCGCCAGGCCUUCCUGGACCUGGCCGAGCCCAGCGGCGAGGCGGCGGCCGCCGGGCUGGGCACCCCCCCGGCCGCGGCCGCUCCCCCGGCCAGCGGCGCCGGCAGCGGCAGGGACCCGCUCUUCGAGGCGCCCCCUGGCGGCGGGGACGCCGCGUCCCCCGCGGCGGAGGCGGGCGGCGGGGGCAGGGUGCCGGCUCGCCACCCCCACCUGCUGGAGGGGCAGGCCGGCCGCAAGGCGGGCAGCGGCUACCACCACUCCAGCGCCUUCCGGCCCGUGGGGGGCAAGGAGGACUCGGAGAGCCUGGCCAAGCUGCACGGGGCCAGCAGCGGGCCCCACCACCCGGCCUCCCCGCUGCUGCUGCUGCAGGAGGAGCCGGGCUGCGAGCGCCACCCGCCGCCGCCCCAGUCCCCGCACCGCCUCCUCUCCCCCGGCGGCACCAGCUGCAGCUACCCCAGCGAGGAGAGCAGCGAGGAAGAGGAGGAGGAGGACGAGGAGGAAGAGCAGGAGGUGGAUGUGGAGGGGCACAAGCAGCCGGAGGAGGAGGAGCAGGAGGGGGACCCAGGGGUGGACGCCCUAGGGGGGAGCAGCCGGUACCUCCAGAGCCGGGGGCUGACGGAGAAAGGAGGAGGCAGCAGGGACCGGGCUGCUGCUACUGGCCUCUUCCCCAUCAACUCCUCCAGGCAGCAGCAAGAGGAGAAACUAGGGGACACCAAUGCAGAGCUGCAUCCUCCUCCCCCUGGCCCCCCGAAAGGGGGGAACAGCAGCAGCAGCAGCCCAGUGCACCAUCCAUCACUGGAGGAGCAGCCCUCCUACAAAGAUAAUCAGAAAAGCAAGGAAGGUAACCAAGUCAUUUUGGCUACAAAAGAGGACAGCAACUUUUCAGAUAAGAACAAAGAGCAUAAUUUUUUCAUCACAGAAGAGCCUUCAGGAGGAGACUUCUGGCGAGAUAUAGCAGGUGAACACACACAAGAAACCAAUUCACCUCAUUCACUGAAGAAGGAUGUAGAAAACAUGGGGAAAGAAGAACUUCAGAAGGUUUUGUUUGAACAAAUAGAUUUACGGAGGAGAUUAGAACAGGAAUUCCAAGUGUUGAAAGGAAACGCUUCUUUCCCAGUAUUCAAUAAUUUUCAAGAUCAGAUGAAACGGGAGCUGGCCUACAGAGAGGAAAUGGUGCAGCAGUUACAAAUUAUUCCCUAUGCAGCAAGCUUGAUCAGGAAAGAAAAGCUCGGCACACACCUCAGCAAAAGCUAAAAGACGCACAGGACCCUCCGCAGCUGUUAUCUUGUAAGAUACAACCCACCACUCAGAAAUCUGAUUUACAUAAAGACUGAGAAAUGGAAGGGCUUGGGAAUUUAAAAUGCAAACAAAAAAUUCAGGUUCCUGGGAGCCCAAGGACAAGUGACCUCAAAGCAUCAUGGACAACCAUGUAAAAUAGAAUGUAGCAGCCAUUUAUUAGUAAAAACAAAA
Trachemys scripta elegans is the source of this 2742-nucleotide messenger RNA. RefSeq names its product SKI family transcriptional corepressor 2 (gene SKOR2). Gene Ontology annotation, biological process: negative regulation of transcription by RNA polymerase II; negative regulation of BMP signaling pathway. Lineage: Eukaryota; Metazoa; Chordata; Testudines; Emydidae. Gene Ontology annotation, molecular function: SMAD binding; DNA-binding transcription factor activity, RNA polymerase II-specific; RNA polymerase II cis-regulatory region sequence-specific DNA binding. Bases 1 to 2526 code for a protein of 841 amino acids. Gene Ontology annotation, cellular component: transcription regulator complex; nucleus. The record is from RefSeq and is a predicted model, not a curated record. The transcript is spliced from 8 exons.